Molecule: messenger RNA, 4606 nt
Organism: Triplophysa rosa
Lineage: Eukaryota; Metazoa; Chordata; Actinopteri; Cypriniformes; Nemacheilidae
Gene: mtf1
Product: metal-regulatory transcription factor 1
Exons: 12
Coding region: 113-2260 (715 amino acids)
Biological process (GO): regulation of transcription by RNA polymerase II
Cellular component (GO): nucleus
Source: RefSeq, a predicted model, not a curated record
UCUGGAGUCAGUUCUGUCGUCCAUGAUGGCGCCGCUGGGUAGCUAUGAAGACACACCAUUACAAAGGACCCUGGCAUCUUUAUAACGCGGACAGACACAAGCAGAUGAACCGAUGACAGGAGCUUCGCUACACAGCCGAAAGAAUAGCAAGCGUGUGGACACAACCCCAGGAGCAAGGUCGUCCGUCAGGAUCAUGGGAGAGAAUGGCCCUCUCACAGAGGCAGUCAUGCUCUUUGAAGACGUGGACAGACUGAGCGGAGAGGACGAGGACGAGGAUAAGAUCGCUCAUUUCCACAAGGAUGACGGCAUAAUAUCUGGCCCCUCGUCCUCCACCGGUAGGGUCUAUGAUCGCACGACCGUGCUCAUCGAGCAGGACCCCAUCCGUCUGGACGAGGACGGCGAGGAGGACGAGAUGGGUUUUCUGCCGGACGGAGAGGGGGACGGGGACGAGGGGUCCCUGGCCUUCAUGGCUGACCCGGAUGGCAUGUCACAGGGCUACAUUCAUCACACCAUCUCAGCGGACCAGAUCCAGUUCAUUAUUAACCCCGGCUCCACCCCUAUGCCCCGAAACAUUGAGGGGGCCACACUGACGCUACACUCCGAGUGCCCGGAGACCAAGCUGAGAGAGGUGAAGCGCUAUCAGUGCAUGUUCGAGGGCUGCACGCGCACCUACAGCACAGCAGGAAACCUGCGCACGCAUCAGAAGACGCACCGCGGUGAAUACACCUUUGUGUGCAACCAGCAGGGCUGCGGCAAAGCCUUUCUCACCUCGUACAGCCUGAAGAUCCACGUCCGUGUCCACACGAAAGAGAAACCCUUCGAGUGUGACGUUCAGGGCUGCGAGAAAGCCUUCAACACACUGUACAGGUUUUGGCUUACUGUGUCCAUCAGACUGAAAGCACACCAGAGGAUCCACACUGGCAAGACGUUUAACUGUGAAUCAGAGGGAUGCACCAAAUACUUCACCACGCUCAGCGACCUGAGGAAACACAUCCGCACGCACACGGGAGAAAAGCCCUUCCGAUGUGACCAUGAUGGCUGCGGUAAAGCUUUCGCUGCUAGUCAUCACCUGAAGACUCACGUACGGACACACACCGGAGAGAAGCCGUUUCUCUGUACGAGCGAUGGCUGUGAGAAGACGUUCAGCUCUCCGUACAGUCUGAAGAGUCACAUUCGUGGUCAUGAUAAAGGUCCAGCGUUCACAGUGAGCAGCACUCAUCCGCUGUCAGAGGACGCGAGUCAUUCGCUGUGCCUCAGUGAUCUGAGCCUCAUCUCCACAGACUCUGAGCUCCAGGACAACCACAGCUCGCAGGGUUUGGAUCUGAACAGCGUCACUCCCAUAAGGAUCUUUGAGCUGAUGUUCCAGAGUCCUGAAAACAGCCAAGACGACCCAAAGACCAGCGAUAACCUCGUGGAGUCUUUUGGUCUCGAGUCAUCGCCUCAGUCAGCCGUCUCGGACGCGUCCACACACUUCCCUCAGUCCACUUCAUCAGCCUCAUCCUGUUCCAUCCCAGCUCCUGUUUUAGAGGCUCAAGCUCCGCCCACGACAUGCCCCUCUGUGCCGGCCCCUCCCACUGCUGCCAGCAGCUCAUUAUUGACCACUCCUUUCCCCUCUGCCCCACCCACUUCAUCACACUCACCAGAAGUGCCCACCCCAUCGAUACCCUCAGUGGGCCAGCACUACACGGCCGCGCCGGCGGUGACUACAGAGGCGGCGCCUUUGCCUCCUGCACCUCCCACCAUAACCCUCUCGCCCACUCUCGGCCUGCAGCCAAACAUCGUCAUGUCCGAUCACAACCUGCAGUGGAUCCUCAGCAGCGCCAGAGGCACACAGCAAAAUCCUGAUCAACAGGGCCCAAAAGUGGAGAAGGUCUUUUUUACGACAGCCAUACCGGUCGGUGGACAUCCUGGGAGCGCGGUGCAGCAGAUCGGUCUGAGUCUGCCGGUUAUCAUCAUAAAGCAGGAGGAGUCGUGUCAGUGUCAUUGUGCCUGCAGAGACUCGGCUAAAGACAAGAGCACAUCACCUCCCCCUGCUCCUGCUCCUGCUCCACCUCCUCCUCCACCAACCCUCCCUCAGACUCCUCCCUUGUGCUGCCCAUCAACGAAGAAGCCCGUCGAAGCCUCCGCGCCGGCGACCGAUGGCAUGGCCAGCAUAGAUGUGUCGGACCUGCUCAGUCCGGUAACAACCCAAAACAUUGAGGUGCUGCUGAUGGUCGCCGACGAGCUCUCCAACAGCGCCACCCAGAGUACUCCGAGCUAGGCCCUGCCGUGUACGGAUGGGUAGCUCUGUCAUCCGUGUGUUCUGGUGCACUUUUGAAGCGAGGGCAGUCGGAUGUAAAGAGGUUUCUACACUCGCUGCAUUGAGCCUCAGGAGAGUUCAACGAGCCCUCGUGUGGUGUGGAGGUAUUCAAAGGUUUUGGAAGGGUUGCAGAUGUGCACAGGAGAUGAGCGAUCCUCCAAAACAAAGCCUACUUUAGUUUAUACCUUGAAACCCAUGAGAUUGAUGUGAGAAUGUACUGCACAUGUGUAUAUCUGAGACUUCAUCACAGCACAUUCACCUGUUUUAUGAUGUGUAAUUUAUUAGAAAGGCUGCAGUCGUUGACUCGUGGUGAUGUGAUUUCGGAAGUUCCUUGACCUUUACUUGCCUUUUAAAUGUAAUUCCGAGGUUUGUUUGGCUGCCUAUAACUUAGUAUUUAAUUUGAUAUAUGUUAAUUUAUUGAAAGACGUAAUUGUUAGAUAAGUGUAGCUCCCCCGUCACUAAAUGUCGAACACUUAUUUCUCUCCUAACUCGAGUUGAUAUUCUUUAAGUGAAGCCAGAAAAGAACAUACCUGAACGGUCUAUAUAUGGACUUUGGAAUUGUGACGUGAUGUUUGGGACUGUCGAGCACGUUUACCCUCUUCCUGCCCCGUGGUUUUGAAAUGAUGUUUGACGCACUGAAUUUAGAUUUAGGUUUUGCUGAUGAUGGGCAGUUUUUGCAUUUCGUUCUGGAGAAUUGGGGGACCAUAGAGGAUCAGCGCGCUUGAUGGUCCCAUCACACUCGACAGCCAAUCACUGACAUCUUCCUCUGACCUCGCGGUUUCUCAUUGGUUGUUACAAAUCGGUAUAUUUCCUGCCUCUCAUUGGCACAUUCCUGCACUUUCUUUCUUUGGUCUUAAACCGGCGUGAGUGUGGCUGCGAGUCGCUCAGGGAUACAGAGCCGUGCUUUAUUAUCAUUUCGUGUGUCUGCUGCGUUCAUUGGUUCCUAAAGCUGAACCCGCUUGACGUGCAUUACCCAGCCACGCUUCAGCCGAACGCCGUGUCACCUCAGUCACGUGCCACUGCUGUACAGAGGUUUUAAAGAGCGGAACAUCAUGUAAAUAAUGGCUUUGAAUUGUGACAUGUUUUAAGCCUUUAGAUUGUAUUUGAAUUUGUAUUUUUGUACAGAAAGAUGAGAAAUCAGAGACUGACGCCCGUACACCUCUCAUGCACUUCUGCUUCUUCACAUGUAUGUCAUUUCCCACAGACAGACUGUUCACGUUAGACAAAACUUGCCUUACCCAGUCGUCCCUGGGUUCUUUCAUGUCAAUAAUAAUAUGUGGCUUUCCACGUCAUGUCAUGAAACUUGACGUCUCUCCUUGUUGGACAUUUGGCCUUAUGUCCCGUGCCAAAAACAAAUCCAUUUUUUAAAUUUACGGUACGUAAACGUCAGUAGGUCAUCGUGCAUCAAAAUGUUUGGCUUUAGAAUGACAGCCGAAUUGAAUAUUGUCCACGGCGAGUGUGUGUACCCGAGCGGAUGAACACUUCCUCUACAGUGGAUCGUUAAUGACGAAACAAUACAAGGAAAAGAUUGAACAUUUACCCUAAAAUUCACUUUAAUGAAAAUAUGUAACUAUGCAACAUCAUGGACCAUUGAAUACAGACAAGACAACGAAGCACUAGAAGCUGGACCUCCCUCCUCACAUGUUCUCGUUUGUCAGUGGUCAUUUUUAACCAUAUGCAAGCCAUCACUAGAGAGAAAAGCUGACUUUGUGUACAAGCCUUUUCUUGUUGCCAUCAUAAUCAUUUUGCGCACACAGUUUUGUUGCUUCGACUCAUUUUGCGAUGUGAAGCUGGGCAUUGCAAUGGUCUUCGUUUUUGUCCCUGUUCAACUUAUGCUGUAGGUUGUAAUUCACGCCCCCCACUAACCCUUUUGGAUUGAUUGUAACUGGUAAAACACUCAGUUUUGAUUUUCGCCUCCAUUCCCGGCGCUCCACUUCUGUGCUGUAAACUCUUGCUGUUUCACCCGUCUCGUGCCGGCUGAAGGCAUUGAACUGACGGGUUGCAGAUUGUAGACAUGCAUUCCUUCACAUGAUGAUAUUUAUUCCUGCUUCACACAGCAGAAGACGCUAAACAUUUGAAGUAAAUGAGUUUAUGGAUGAAUGGAGUCUCACAAGCUUUGGAGGUUAAAGGGAGACUUCCACAAGAACUGCUUUUGUUACCCAAAGUGUGAGGAAACUGUACAUGUAAAGAUCUGUAUUUUUAAAGAGAAUGUGUAAUAUGGAUUUCCCCCUCAUAUGCUUGUUUUGUAUAAAGUAUUAUGGCAGAGUAAUAACUUUUUGAAUCAAAAAGCAAUACAAUACCAGUGAA